GUUUAUUUAUUUAAUAGAAAACUGGUAGCAUGGAUGAAGCCGAGAGCGAUGUCGCAGAAGAAGAUAUUCCUGGUCUUCGUUGCCAUCAGUACUGUCAGUCUUCUGCUGCACCAUGGGGGCCACUUGAGCUGGACCAUGGAGGCCUUCCACCUCGGCUGUCCUGCCCUCCGUUCCCACCCUUCCCCAGGCCUGAAACCUAAGCACACCAAUGUGGCCUUCCUCAAGACCCACAAAACGGCCAGUACCACCAUGCAGAACCUGCUGUUCCGCUUCGCAGAGCGCAACAACCUGACUGUGGCGUUGCCUGUGCAGGCCUGUGGCCACCAGUUCUGCUACCCGCGCUCCUUCACCUCUCAUUUUGUCCACCCCCACACGCUGCCGCCAAACAUCAUCACCAGCCAUAUGCGCUUCAACAAGGCAGAAAUGCAGCGUCUCAUGCCUAACGACACGAUAUACGUCACAAUCCUGAGAGAGCCCGGCUCCAUGUUCGAGUCCUUGUUCAGUUACUACAACCAGUACUGUCAGAGUUUCAAGAGGGUCCCCAACGGCUCCCUGGAGGCUUUCUUAGCUGAGCCCUGGCGAUACUACCGGCCAGAUGAGAAGGACUCCAUGUACGCACGCAACACCUUGACCUUCGACUUGGGCGGAGACAAGGAUCGCCCCGCAACAGAUGUGGCAUAUGCACGGGCCUUUGUGGCGGAAGUAGACCGGGUGUUCUCCUUGGUGAUGAUUGCAGAGUACUUUGAUGAGUCACUAGUUCUCCUUCGCCAUCUCCUCUCCUGGGAUCUGGACGACAUCCUGUAUGUAAAACUCAACAUGCGGACACCGAGCUCCAAACGGAGCCUCACUCCAGGCCUCCCUGCCAAAAUCCGUGCCUGGAAUUCUUUAGACGCACGACUUUAUGACCAUUUUAAUGCCUCACUGUGGCGCCAGUUAUCAGCUCUGGGUCCAGCUUGUGUUGCCAGGGAGGUCCGACUCCUUCGACGAGCUCAGGAGAGGCUGAUGAGAAGCUGCUUCGGUGGGCGGAUGCCGCUUCUUCGCUCUGCUGCGCAGAUCAAAAACAAGGACCUCCGACCCUGGCAGCCUAGCGGAAAAGUCGACAUAGUGGGUUACGACCUCCCUGUAAAUCUCAGCCGUGGGUUCUCGAGCCUGGCCCAGGAGCUCUGCCUCAAACUCAUCAUGCCAGAAGUCCAGUACACUCGGGUUCUCCUACGUUCCCAAUCAAUCCGCUACCGUCGAGGCUACCAGCUCCGGCCUCCACAGCAGACACAUCCGUUACAGCAGCCCAUACGCACAGUCCUGCCCCGGCAUCCUCAAGUCCACCGCAGCCAACCACCGCCUGCAGCCCCUGGUCCUGCAUCAGGAACAGGGUCCACCUCCACCUCAAGUCCUGCUGUAGGAACUCAAGGUCGGACCACAAAAUUAGGGUCCCCACAGACCCAGGCCUCAUAG
Scomber japonicus (chub mackerel) is the source of this 1452-nucleotide messenger RNA. RefSeq names its product galactose-3-O-sulfotransferase 3 (gene gal3st3). Gene Ontology annotation, biological process: glycolipid biosynthetic process. Gene Ontology annotation, molecular function: galactosylceramide sulfotransferase activity. Bases 34 to 1452 code for a protein of 472 amino acids. Gene Ontology annotation, cellular component: membrane. The transcript is spliced from 3 exons. Lineage: Eukaryota; Metazoa; Chordata; Actinopteri; Scombriformes; Scombridae. The record is from RefSeq and is a predicted model, not a curated record.